GGAACUACUAUCGAGAUUCUUCGGACCAUCUUUCCUAGUAUCAUCUCGAUGUUCAUUGCUAUACCAUCAUUUGCUCUCUUAUACUCAAUGGACGAGGUAGUAGUAGAUCCAGCCAUUACUAUCAAAGCUAUUGGACAUCAAUGGUAUCGGACUUAUGAGUAUUCUGACUAUAACAGUUCCGAUGAGCAGUCACUCACUUUUGACAGUUAUAUGAUUCCAGAAGAAGAUCUAGAAUUGGGUCAAUCACGUUUAUUAGAAGUGGACAAUAGAGUGGUUGUACCAGCCAAAACUCAUCUACGUAUUAUUGUAACAUCUGCUGAUGUACCUCAUAGUUGGGCUGUACCUUCCUCAGGUGUCAAAUGUGAUGCUGUACCUGGUCGUUUAAAUCAAAUCUCUAUUUUGGUACAACGAGAAGGAGUUUACUAUGGUCAGUGCAGUGAGAUUUGUGGAACUAAUCAUGCCUUUACGCGUGCGCCCGGAAACAUAGGCCGACUGUUGAGCCCACUCUGGCUCAGCCGCACCACCCGGGGUGCGAGCCACCCGAGAAGCAAGCUAUUACAGCGAGCGGCUGGAGCUGUAGGGAGCCGAGGAGCAAGGCAGUAGAUAAGAUAGAAGAAAGGGCCAGGCACCCG
This is a messenger RNA of Arabidopsis arenosa, 632 nucleotides long. The record is from the annotation of a GenBank genome assembly. Lineage: Eukaryota; Viridiplantae; Streptophyta; Magnoliopsida; Brassicales; Brassicaceae.